AAUGCUGUGGUGCUAUGGACUAUGCAUUCAUGGGAAAGGGAUGCUCGUUUGGUGAAGGAGGCCUUGAAGAAAGGCCCACAAACAUACAGUGUGCUUGUGGAGAUUGCAUGUACUAGAUCGGCUGAGGAGCUUUUAGGAGCUAGGAAGGCCUACCAUUCCCUCUUUGAUCACUCCAUUGAGGAAGACGUUGCCUACCACAUUGAUGGCCCUGAAGGAAAGCUCUUGGUUGCGCUUGUGAGUGCCUACAGGUAUGAAGGACCAAAGGUUAAAGAUGACACUGCAAAAUCCGAGGCCAAAACACUUGCUCAUGCCAUUAAGAAUGCAGAUAAGAGGAACCCCAUUGAAGAUGAUGAGGUCAUUAGGAUACUAUCAACAAGGAGCAAGCCCCAUCUCAAGGAAAUAUAUAAACACUACCAGGAGAUUUCUGGCCACAACAUCGAUGAGGAUCUUGAUGAUGCUUUGAGGUUAAAAGAGACAGUGCAAUGCCUAUGUACUCCUCACACAUAUUUCAGCCAGGUCUUGGAAAUUUCAUUGAGAAAUGGUGUGGAUAAGAGCAUCAAAAAGGGAUUGACUAGGGUAAUCGUCACCCGAGCCGACGCAGACAUGAAGGAGAUCAAAGAGGAAUACCGGAACCGGUAUGGAGUUUCUUUAACCGAGAAAAUUGAAGCAACAGCUAAUGGGAAUUAUAAGGAUUUCUUACUCACUUUGGCUGCAAGAGGAGGCUAAAACUGGUUGGGAGUCAAAGUUUGGGGCUUGUUGGGAUUAUUUGAAGGGUUUCUGUGUUGCCCUCUUCAAUUGUUGCUGUCUUUCAUGGUUGCUUUCUUGCUAGAGCUAGUGUUGUUCUGUAUGAGUAUUGUGUUACCAUUAAGAAAAACUGAAAUAAAAUCAAUCAAUGAGCCAUUUGAGCAUUAAAUAA
This is a messenger RNA of Prunus avium (sweet cherry), 916 nucleotides long. NCBI's taxonomy places the organism in Eukaryota, Viridiplantae, Streptophyta, Magnoliopsida, Rosales, Rosaceae. The record is from RefSeq and is a predicted model, not a curated record.